AUGUCCAGGGGAGGAAUAUUGAUUCCUUAUCGCCAGCUCCUUGCAAAAAUCUCUGAACUUGUGGCUGUCAAACUGUUGUCCAUUGUCAGAGAUGAUGAUCAAUGGAAUCUUGAACUAAUAGAUGAGGUUUUUCCAUACGAAGUGUCAAUACAGGGGAAUAAUAAUGGUGAGCACUUCAAGAUUACCACUUUUCUUUUAUGCCAUUCUACUCGUUCCCAUGUUAGUCACAGCUUAGUAUUGCAGCGAGAUCCCUACGUUCUCCAUGAUUUUUCAACUAGUGGUAAUGUGAGCAGUAACAGUACCUUCAGAGCGAACCUCAACACCCUCAUCUCCAACCUCUCUUCCAACACCCAAAUCAAUUAUGGGUUCUACAGUUUCUCGGCCGGAGAGGGCACCAACAAAGUUUACGCCACUGGGCUUUGUAAAGCUGACCUUACAACAACUGAUUGCGAAUUUACACCUACUCGAGCUCUUGUAGCUGGUCGUGUCUCGAACUUGACUGAGUCCAACGAGGUGUCAAGAACCUUAUUUUAUGACCUGAGAGUUGGAGCUUCAGCUGGAGGUGAUUUUGGCAAGGUUGCAGUUGGAAAUGCGAAUUAUAAAAGUCAAAACUCUACGAUCUACGGGCUUAUGCAAUGUAGUCCUGAUUUGUCAGAGAGUGAUUGUAGCAAUUGCUUAGUUGGCGCUCAAAGCUAUUUUCAAGAUUGCUGUAGUGAAAAUGCUGGAGUGAGAAUUCUUGCACCCAGCUGUAACUUAAGAAUAGAGCGUGAACAAUUCUAUGGCAGCCCUCUUGUUGGAUCGUCGCCAUUAUUAUCUCCUCCUCCUGCGCCUGCAAAAUCAAUAUCUCCUCCUCCUGCGCCUGCAAAAUCAAUAUCUCCUCCUCUUGUGCCUUCAAAAGGAGUAAAAGCCGGGCCAUGA
This is a messenger RNA of Quercus lobata, 918 nucleotides long. Its product is annotated as cysteine-rich receptor-like protein kinase 29. Lineage: Eukaryota; Viridiplantae; Streptophyta; Magnoliopsida; Fagales; Fagaceae. Bases 1 to 918 code for a protein of 305 amino acids. The record is from RefSeq and is a predicted model, not a curated record. The transcript has 4 exons.